UGAUCCAUGCACCGUGAACGUUGAAAGAGGGACCAGGUGUGCAUCUGCAUUUCGUUUGGCUGAAGUUCGUUACUAUUACGGCAGCAGUAUUUGCACCCUCGUGUGUGUCCCCUACGUGAUGUCAUUUGCCGAUAUUUCCGCCUCAACCGACCAACGUGCUGAUACUUUCAGCUUUACUGAGGCGGAAAGGAAAAGGAUACUGAACGCCGCACAAGCAUUACCUUCGAUAACACCGGCGGGCGACGCUGAAAUCUUGCGUGAGCUGGAAAGGCUAAAGAGGAGAGAGGUAGCAUGGACACUGCACUCCUCUACUUUGUCCGAGUAUGCAAAGGUACAGAGAAUACCUCGGGGGUUAAGACUACACAUAAAGCCAGGACUGUUCCGGGAGGACAAGGAUUUUGUCUCCAGAUGGCAGUGUAUCCUAAACAAAUGCAGCCUCGAUCUCAUCACUCUAACUGUGCAGCAGCUGCAAAACGGCUUGCGGGAAACUCGCCAGCAAAUACAUACAGCAGAGGAGGAACUCAAGGCCAAGGACACGAUGAAUACUGUCAAAACGACGCUUGCAGAGCUUCAGGUGAGGAUAGAUACACUCGAACAGGAAAUCCUUCAAUCCAAAUUGCGCAAAUUCAAAAGAGAUACAAAAGAUUACGAGAGGGGGGAGGUGUAUACAUGGAAAACGACAAGGAAGGCCCAAUAUACAAGACAGCCCAGAUCAACAGGGGACUUGGAAGGAGCCUACUCUCAACAAUCCUCGGAUUCAGAUUCUAUUUCUGGCACCUCUGCACAAUCCUCACCGGCUUUUUUAGGCCAGCGCCAAAGCAACACAAGAGAACCAGGAGGGGCAAAAAAACGCCAGCCAGCAGCCAAGAAACAACAAAAACUGAGAUUCUCCUAAGUUGAUAAUUUUUUCGUUAGAAAAGGAAAGGUAUGAUUAAUUCUUUCCUAUAUUGUUUAAAGAAUCCUUUUGAGUAUUUUUUUCUUUUUUGAUACGAUCUACUUAUAACAAAAUAAUGUGUGAACAAAUGUUUUCAAACUUUUCAGGGGUUUGGACUUUAUUGUGAAUAUUGGAUGGACUCUGGACUUUUAUUAUAAUCCAAGGAUUCCUGUUGAUUGUUCUUGAUUGAUAUGUAAAUUUUUUCUUAAUAUGGGGGUGUUGUUUAAAAAAUUUUUUUACCUAUUUAAUGGUGGAAGUGGGAGGCACAGAUCACCUGACGAAGGGGUACGCCCCCGAAACGUUGUAACCUGUUUGGCUUGACAUUAAACACGGGUAAUAACCCU
Messenger RNA from Xenopus laevis (African clawed frog), 1278 nucleotides. RefSeq lists its product as uncharacterized. Lineage: Eukaryota; Metazoa; Chordata; Amphibia; Anura; Pipidae. The record is from RefSeq and is a predicted model, not a curated record. The transcript is spliced from 2 exons. Bases 292 to 900 code for a protein of 202 amino acids.